CUUUUACUCAUCUCUUUCUUUAUUAAUCAUCCUUUCAUCGCCGGCUUUGCUUAUAAGAAGCCUAUUGCAGAUAAACCGCAAGCUCUAAUAACGUCGACAGAAUCUACAAUUGGAGACAUUAGCAUCAUGACGGCUGCAUACUCGAUUCUUCCUUCAGAGAUCGACUUUCAGGAGUAUUCGUUCGAAUUCGAAGACUUUGUCAAAACAGAAGUUGGAUUGGAUAUCACUAAUUUGGCAAAGAAGAAUGGAGAAACGGGGGAUAAUAUUUGUAGAUUCUUUUUGAAAGGACAUUGUUCAAAAGGAAACAACUGUCAAUUCCGUCAUGUCAGGACAGACCCUUCUAAAGCAGUCGUUUGUAAACAUUGGCUUCGAGCAUUGUGUAAAAAGGGAGACAAUUGUGAGUUCUUGCACGAAUAUAACCUGCGCAAAAUGCCUGAAUGUUGGUUUUAUAGCAAGUAUGGAGAAUGUAACAAUGGCGCGGAAUGUAUUUAUCUUCACAUUGAUCCUGAGAGCAAGAUCAAGGAUUGUCCAUGGUAUGCACGAGGAUUUUGUAAGCACGGACCUAACUGUAGGCACAAGCAUACGCGGAAAGUUAUUUGUCAAAACUACGUCACAGGAUGGUGUCCACAAGGACCUAAUUGCCCCAAUGGACAUCCGAAGUACGAACUUCCGCCACCAAAUUGGGAUGAUGGCCAAGGCUCAAGACCAAUGCAGGACCGAACACAUGGAGAGUCAUCACGACCGGAUGGAGAGACCCCUACAUAUCGAAAUGUCGAGGACGUUACUUGCUUCAAGUGUCAACAAAAAGGACAUUACGCAAACAAAUGCCCACAAGGAAGACAACAGUACGACAUGAUGUAGCUGAACAGACAGCUUAUUCUAAUGAAGUUUUUGUAGAUUAUUCGUAAUCAUUAUAAUAGAGUAGUUCAAUAUUGUGUAUUUCAUUAUAGUCUUUAAAGAAAGUGACAACCAGUUGUUCCUUCAAAUAUACAAACGAACAAAUAAAGCAAUCUGGAC
This is a messenger RNA of Lobosporangium transversale, 1017 nucleotides long. RefSeq lists its product as hypothetical. The transcript has 6 exons. The record is from RefSeq and is a predicted model, not a curated record. NCBI's taxonomy places the organism in Eukaryota, Fungi, Mortierellomycota, Mortierellomycetes, Mortierellales, Mortierellaceae. Bases 127 to 861 code for a protein of 244 amino acids. Gene Ontology annotation, molecular function: RNA binding; zinc ion binding.